UGGCGCCGCGCUAGGGCGCUCCCUCUCAUCUCCCCCGCUGUCGAUUCUGGCCGCUUUCCUCCCUGCACUCCGGAGCCGCUCCCUCUCAUCGCUAUCGCCCGUUGCGGACGCUCUAGCUGCUCUCUCUCUCUCUCUCUCUUUCGCCUGCCAUUCGGCCUGGCGGCGCGCGGGGGCGCUCCCUCUCCUUCGCGGGCCCUCUAGCCGAGCCCCGCCUAUCGUAGCCGCUUCCUGUCAUCAACCCGUCCGCGGACGUUCUGCCGGCGUUUCGUCUCCCCCCUCUUCCGUCCUGCGCUCCGCCUGGCACCGCUUGGGGGCGCUCCCUCUCACCUCCGCCGCGGACGCUCCGGCCGCGCUUUCCCUGCCCGCCGGAGCGUCUUCCUCUCGUCUCCUUCCUCGCGCGACGCUCUGGCCUCCCUCUCGCUGCCCCGGCUCCUUCGUUCUCCGCAUGGCGGUCCCUUGCCGGCUCUUGCGGGGGCUCCUGCGCGGCGGAGGCUUCACGGGAGCCCCCGGCCUGGUGGGCCCUUGGCGGUCCCGCUGCUACACCCGCGUGGCCGGGCCGGAGGAAGCGGAGGAAGGGAUCCGGGAAGCAGAGAUGGGCCGGGAGGGCGAGGAAGGCGCCAGCCUCCGGAUCUGCCCCCCGAAGCUGCCCCGGGAAACCAGAGAUUUGCUGAAGGAAUUCCCGCAGCCGAAAAACCUUCUCAACAGCGUCAUCGGACGAGCCCUCGGUAUCUCCCAUGCCAGAGACAAAUUAAUCUACAUCCAUUCCAACGGGCCGCGAAAAAAGAAAGUCACGCUGCUCAUCAAGUGGCCCAAAAAUGUGGAAGUGGAAGGCUAUGGGACCAAGAAGAUUGACGCGGAGAGACAGGCGGCCGCCGCCGCUUGCCAGCUCUUCAAGGGAUGGGGGCUGCUGGGACCCCGAAACGAGCUCUUCGACGCCGCCAAGUACCGGAUUCUGGCCGAGCAGCUGGGCUGCGCCGAGAAGAAGUGGUUUGCCGAAAGCCACUGGCGCUCCAAAUCCGGCCCUUCCCUGGCCGACCUCUCGACCUGCUGGCGACGGAUGGAGCCCGAAGACCCUGUGCAGCCCCUGGAGCACAGCCCCCUCCCCAAGCCCCUCCGAAGUGAAGAGCUGGAGGAGGGGGAGCUGGAGGAAGGGGAGCUGGAGGAGGGGGAGCUGGAAGAAGACGGCAUCGACCUGCACAACGGCCUCUCCAUGGGGCGGCCAGGUGCUCAGACCCCACCCAGGGACCUCAGAGAAGGAAGGAGGACGCGCUCCUCGAUGGAAAUGACCGACGACAACACCGCCCUGCGCGCCCUGACUCAGUUUCUGCCGAAAAACCUCCUUGCCCAGGUCAUCCAGAUCGCCACCUCGUCUUCCACCGUCAAGGAGUACAUGCAGUUCCGCACCGUCGGCACCAAAACCAAGAUCUAACUGACCUUGCGCUGGCCCUGCCCUUUGACCUUCGCGGCCAAGGGGCGUCGCAAAGUGGAGGCGGAGAAGGCUGCCGCCUUGGCCUGUCAGAAGUUCAAGAGUCUCGGUUUGGUCGACAAACAACACCCGCUGAGCCAUGCCAUGUACAACAUGACGUCCUUGCGGGAGCUGGGGGAGAACCAGAGGAAGCCCUGCCACAUCAAAGUCCCCGAAGCCACGCUGCGCAAGAUCGAGAACUACUUGAACCACUAUCCUGUUGACUCCCGGGACUCUCGACCGCCCCGCCUGACGGACGACGUGAUGAACCUGAGCAAGGAGAGUGGCGGUGCCCUGAGCGAUGCCAUCACGGGCAAAACCUACAUCCCCCUCUCCGAAUCGGAAGAGGUCCGUCUCAGCCAGAACCUCCUGGCGCUCUGGAAACGGCGGGGAAACCUGUGGCAGGACAGCCACUCGCUCCCCGUGGACUCCCACAAGGCCAUCCUCUCGGCUGUGGAGCAGCACCCGGUGGUGGUGAUCGCCGGAGAUACUGGCUGCGGAAAAACCACCCGUAUCCCCCAGUUGCUGCUGGAACACUUCAUCCUGGAAGGGCGUGGUGCCCAGUGCAAUGUGGUGGUCACUCAGCCCCGUCGGAUCAGCGCCAUUUCCGUGGCUCAGCGCGUGGCCCAAGAGCUGGGCCCCAGCCUGCGGCGGAACGUCGGGUACCAGGUGCGGCUGGAGAGCAAGCCGCCAUCCCGCGGGGGCGCCUUGCUCUUCUGCAGUGGCAUCCUGUUGCGGAAACUGCAAGGCAACCCCCGGCUGGAAGGGGUCAGCCACGUGAUCGUGGACGAGGUCCACGAGCGGGACGUGAACACCGACUUCCUGCUCAUCCUCCUGAAGGGGAUUCAGAAGCAGAACCGGCAGCUGCGCCUGGUCCUGAUGAGCGCCACGGGGGACAACCCGUUCUCGCAGUAUUUCGGGGACUGUCCCGUAGUCAAAGUGCCGGGUUUCAUGUAUCUCAAGGAAUACUACCUGGAGGACAUUAUGUCCAUGGUCGGCCGGCAUCGUCACUACGAGAUCAAGCAAUCGGAUGAUGAAUGCAUCGUGGACCUUGAGCUGAUCGCCGAUCUCGUCCUUCAGAUCAAUGCCCACGGCGAACCAGGUGGCAUCCUCUGCUUCCUUCCGGGCUGGCAGGAGAUUAAAGGGGUCCAGCAGCGUCUUUUGGAAAUCCUGGGGUCUCACAACAGCCGCUACCUUAUCUUACCAGUUCAUUCCAAUAUCCCAAUGAUGGACCAGCAGAGCAUCUUCCCCCGGCCUCCCCCCGGCGUGCGGAAAAUCGUCCUGGCCACCAACAUUGCCGAGACCUCCAUCACCAUCAACGACAUCGUGCACGUGGUUGACAGCGGGACCCACAAGGAGGAGCGCUACGAUCUGAAAACCAAGGUUUCGUGCUUGGAGACCGUCUGGGUGUCAAAAUCGAACGUCAUCCAGCGACGAGGGCGUGCCGGGCGCUGCCAGUCCGGUUUCGCCUACCACCUCCCUCGCAGCCGCCUGGACCGCAUGCCUACCUACCAAGUGCCGGAAAUUCUGCGCACACCUCUGGAGAACCUGGUGGUGCAAACCAAGAUCCACCAGCCAGAGAAGACGGCUGUCGAGUUCCUCUCCAAAGCGGACAGCCCCGACAUCAAAGCGGUGGACGAGGCCGUCAUCCUCCUGCAGGAGAUCGGAGUGCUGGACUCCCGAGAGGCCCUGACCACGCUGGGCAAGCGCCUGGCCCGAUCUCCACCGACCCCCGCUGGCCAAGCCAUCGUGCUGGCCUCCAUCUACCGCUGCAUCCAGCCCCUCCUGCUCAUCGUCUCCUGCCUGACCCGCGACCCCUUUAGCAGCAGCAUGCAGAACCGAACGGAGGUGGACAAGGCCAAGGCCGUGCUGAGUCGCGAGAGCGGCAGCGAUCACUUGGCCUUUGUGCGGGCCGUGGCGGGCUGGGAGGACAUCCUGCGGCGCCGAGACAGCCGCGCUCGUGACGACUAUCUGCAGGAUUACUCGCUCUACGCCCCCAGUUUGCGCUUCAUCAAUGGCCUGGUGAAGCAGUUUUCCGAGAACCUCUACGAGGCCUACCUAGUGCCGACUCCCUCGGACUGCCUCCUGCCCUCGUCCGUCUGCAACCAGCACAGCGAGGAGGAGGAACUGGUGAAGGGAGUUCUGAUGGCCGGCCUGUACCCCAACCUCAUCCAGGUCCGGCAAGGGAAGGUGACCAGACAGGAGUUCAAACCGAACAGCUACACGUACCGGACCAAGGCAGGGACCGUCCUGUUACAUAAAUCGACGAUCAACAGGGAGUCCUCCAAGCUGUAUACUUGGCUGACCUACUUCAUGGCAGUCAAAUCUAAUGGCGGUGUCUUCGUGCGUGACUCCUCGCAGGUGCAUCCGCUCGCCGUGCUGCUGAUGACCGAUACGGACGUCUAUGUGCGGGACGACGGCUGGCGUGCCACCAUCUCCCUGGUGGACAGCGACCUGCUGGUGCUGGAAGGUGAUUCGUACACCAUACGGCUGCUCCGCGACUUCCUGGCCCUCUCCCGGAUGGUGGAAACCUGUCUCUGUUACGAGAUGGCGGCCAUUCCCAGCGACCUCCACCAACAACACAGCCAGCUCUUGGAUAUCCUGGUGGACCUGCUGAAAGGCCCUUCCGCCAACUUCGCGCCUAGGAUAUGGCCCCGAGGACUUGUAAUUUGUACAAAGAUGUUGAGAUAUGUUUAUUUAAAUAAAGUUCUAUUUAUCCCUUGUGACACCUCUCGCUUCCCAGAGCCGGCCCGACUGUGGUUGGUGUCGGCCCGCCAUGGUGGGAGACAGCACCCUGUAUCUUCCUCCAAGCUGUAGGCGAAGCAUGAUGGUCGCACGCCUGAAGACAGUGUGGGUCGGAUGGUCUUGGCUCACCCCCUGGGCUCGUGCGGUCCUGACCGUACGGGGUUCACGCACAAGGUCGGAUUUUAUCCGCUCCGUUGAGAACGGGCUGGCUGGCGGCCCAUUCCAGGCGCUUGGGAUGACGACGUGAGACGAACCAAUGUCCGGAUUCAAGAACACUGGAUAGGGUUAGGCUACUUUUGGAAGACUUUCGUGCUGUAGUUUUUCAGGGGGGCUUCGUCCUGUGCUCCCUGAAUCACCGCUCAUGUGCAGGCGGGAGACCCCGUUCUUACUAGGAUUAUCCGAGCAGGGGAAACUCAAGAGGCAUCGCCGCACAUGGAGUCAUAACUAGGUUUCUGGAACUUGUUAUGUUUCUCGUUGAGUAGGAUCAGUUCAGUGGCCUAGGAGCCUCCUUUCCCCCCCAAAAUAGAGGUGAGAGGCUACCUAACAUUCUCGUUAGCCCAUCCUCUUGCAUGCCAGCUCUCAGCUUCCACUUGGCGAGUCUGCCAGGAAUAUGACCCAGGGGAACGGCGCUUGUAUCUCGCCGCAUGGGAAUAGCAUCUGUGCCCUGUGUUGUAGAUGCAUGGAUUGAGGGCAGCAGCGGCCAAUUAAAGGACUACCUCAAUGUCUUCUUGUGAGGACCCCCUUAAUGAGAGAGGCGGGGUUUCUCCGUUCAAGCCGGGAUGGUGGCAUCUACGGGAGCAAAUGGGACGACUAGUUUCGUUGCAGACGAGGCUGUUUCUGACGACUUAACCUCUCGUCGGUCUACAGCAGGGAUGUCAAACUCGAUUUCCUUGAGGGCCGCAGAAGGGUUUUGUUUGACUUCGGGAGUGGGGGGGGGGUGGCCAGCUCCACAUCGCAGGCUCUGUUUUCUGGCGCGGUGGUCUCCUGCAGCUCUGCAGCCAGCCAAAAUGAAGCUGGGGAAGGCGCGUGGCCUGCCCGAGCUCCGUUUUCACUAACAGAGGGUGCAGGAGGCCACCGCGGUCAAAAACAGCACGGUAGGGUCACGCAGAGGGGUACUUUGGGCCGAUCCUUCACUGUUUCCAGGGCAGCGGUGCAGGCCAGAUCUAAGCACCCUGCGGGCUUGGAGUUUAACACACCCCUUGUCUAUAAACAGCCUCGUUCUCUCGUCCGGAACAAGCCGCCCCAGUCGCUCUCGUAGACGCCACCAUCCCGGUUUGGGUGCUUAACCAUGAUUUCCGUGCAAGAAAGAUGGAGGCAGCUUUGCCCACAUUGGGUGGGAGAAGGUGUAGAUUGUGACACUGCCCCUCUUCUGAAAUGGGGCAAUCGCCAAAUUUCGGACGUGAAUCGGCGACUUUUUUCGGGAGAGCGCAAGUUGGCUAUUUCCCCUGAGACUUCCUUGAGUGCCCCGAGGGCUGCUGGGAAUAUCCUCGAAACGUACCUGUGACUCGAUGCUCGCAUAGGCCAUUGGUUGUUACUUGUCCUGCAACCUUUUUACAAUCUAGAUGAAAGUUAAUAAAUGGGGAUAAAAUCAA
Thamnophis elegans (Western terrestrial garter snake) is the source of this 5802-nucleotide messenger RNA. It is a transcript of the gene DHX30, whose product is annotated as DExH-box helicase 30. The record is from RefSeq and is a predicted model, not a curated record. Gene Ontology annotation, cellular component: nucleus; intracellular anatomical structure; cytoplasm. Gene Ontology annotation, molecular function: DNA helicase activity; G-quadruplex RNA binding; ATP binding. NCBI's taxonomy places the organism in Eukaryota, Metazoa, Chordata, Lepidosauria, Squamata, Natricidae.